AUAAACACGAGCAAGUAAGUGUAAACCAUUUAGAUGUAGUUACUUGAUUCGAUAAACUUCAGCUACUUGCCCAUUAGAUACAAUGGCAACUAUUAGCUCGAUUCUAUUUGCCUUUCUUUCCCUAGGAUUUCGAAAUUCAAUUGUGAUAAAUCCAUCAGAAGUUCAGCAGAGCCCUUCGAAAAACGAAAUCUUUCAUCAUGACAUCGAUAUGAACCACCAUUGUCCUCCAAAUGAAAUAUUAUCGGAAUGCAUAAAUCCUUGUAAUAACUGCGACCAGCAUGGUAUCUGUUUGGAUUAUGUCUAUCCCUGUACUCCAGGUUGUGAUUGUGUGAAUGGUUAUUUCAGAGAUGACACUGGAGCAUGUAUUGCAAAAGAAUAUUGCGAAGGUGACAAAAAGUAUUCUACCAAUAGAAAGCCUUCUGAAAAAUUAAUGACGUUGCCUUUGGACAAAAAAGAUCAGGGAAGUUUGCCAAAAAUUAACCUCGAUUCCCACGGAUGUCCAUCAAGAGGAACAAUUUGUGCUAUGUUUUGUCAAACAAUGUAUACUAAAAAUGGACACUGCAUCGGAUCUGACAAGAAGGAAUGCCAAUGUUACUGACAAGUGCCAAUUAAAAUAUUCUAAGUUGUCCUUAUCAUUAAAGUCGAACCAAAAUUGAUUGUAACAAAAUUAUAAUAAACUCAUUUGAAAUUGCGAA
Messenger RNA from Parasteatoda tepidariorum (common house spider), 695 nucleotides. RefSeq lists its product as uncharacterized. The record is from RefSeq and is a predicted model, not a curated record. NCBI's taxonomy places the organism in Eukaryota, Metazoa, Arthropoda, Arachnida, Araneae, Theridiidae.